Molecule: messenger RNA, 1997 nt
Organism: Carica papaya (papaya)
Lineage: Eukaryota; Viridiplantae; Streptophyta; Magnoliopsida; Brassicales; Caricaceae
Source: RefSeq, a predicted model, not a curated record
GUUAGUUCGGCUCGGAAACCUGUUUUAUAAUUUAUUAUUAUUCUCUUUUUUUUUUUUUCUUCUUCUUUUUUUCUUUUCCAACUCUUCCAUUUCCUCCCUAACCAACAAGCCAUCUCCAAUUUCCCACCCGCGACACGCCUCACCCAAUCACCAGCUUCCCGAUUUCAUCUUGGACUCACCGGGUAGACUUGCAUGGAGAACCUGAUAACAUUGGUGAACAAGAUACAGAGGGCCUGUACGGCCCUCGGUGAUCACGGCGAAGGGAGCGCAUUGCCUACUCUCUGGGACUCCUUGCCUGCCAUUGCCGUCGUCGGUGGCCAGAGCUCUGGAAAGUCUUCAGUGCUAGAGAGCAUAGUUGGAAAAGAUUUCUUACCUCGCGGGGCAGGAAUUGUUACACGGCGACCUCUUGUCUUGCAGCUUCAUAAAAUUGAUGAAGGAAGAGAAUAUGCAGAGUUUAUGCACCUCCCUAGGAAGAAGUUCACUGAUUUUGCUGCUGUGAGGAAGGAGGUGUCCGAUGAGACCGAUCGAGAAACUGGACGCACCAAACAAAUUUCUAGUGUUCCAAUUCACCUUAGCAUCUUUUCUCCUAAUGUUGUGAACUUGACAUUGAUUGAUCUUCCCGGACUUACAAAAGUAGCUGUGGAGGGUCAACCUGAGAGCAUUGUGCAGGACAUAGAAAAUAUGGUUAGGUCCUACAUUGAGAAGCCCAACUGCAUUAUACUAGCUAUUUCUCCUGCAAAUCAAGAUCUUGCUACAUCUGAUGCAAUUAAGAUCUCUCGUGAAGUUGACCCUAAAGGGGAGAGGACUUUUGGUGUUUUAACUAAGAUUGAUCUUAUGGACAAGGGCACUGAUGCUGUUGAUAUUCUUGAGGGAAAAUCAUACAAGCUACGGUAUCCCUGGGUUGGCGUUGUUAAUCGAUCUCAAGCUGACAUUAACAAGAGCGUUGAUAUGAUUGCUGCUCGCCGUAGAGAGCGUGAGUACUUCCAAAGUACCUCGGAGUAUCGACAUCUUGCUGACAGGAUGGGUUCCGAGUAUCUAGGGAAGAUGAUGUCUAAGCAUUUGGAAACUGUUAUUAAGGCUCGAAUACCUGGUCUUCAGUCUCUUAUUACAAAGACUAUUGCAGAACUCGAGGCAGAAUUGAGCCGUCUUGGGAAGCCUAUUGCUGCUGAUGCUGGGGGAAAAUUGUACGUGAUAAUGGAAAUUUGUCGUGCUUUUGAUCAAACAUUUAAAGAACAUCUUGAUGGCACGUGGGUUCAUUCUAUUCUGAAGGAUCUUGUUCACAAGUCUAUCAGCGAGACACAUGAGCUGAAGCAAUAUCCCACUCUUAGAAUGGAAGUUAGCAAUGCGGCUGUUGAGUCACUGGACAGGAUGAGGGAAGAAAGCAAAAGAGCAACUCUCCAGCUUGUCGAUAUGGAGUGUGGUUACCUGACUGUUGAAUUUUUCCGGAAGCUUGUACUUCACCAUUCUGUUAAUAAAUUUUUGCAGACUAAACAAUUGGCAAAAUUAUUGGACGAAGAUCCAGCUGUUCAACAACGUCGUUCGUCUCUUGCAAAGAGGCUAGAAUUAUACAGAAGCGCACUAUCAGAAAUAGAAGCAGUUGUCUGGGCUAAGUAAAGGUGGUAGGUAGCCAUUUGUUGAUAGGAUUACUCUCAUUCUUUAAUUCAUGAAUAUCACUAAUCCAUAGUAGAGGAGGAUCAAGCAGACUGCUUAUUUUCAUCCGCUGCUUAAUUAGGUUAUCUCAUUCAAUCCACUGUUCUUCUUGUUAGCACCGGUUACAUGUCAGUUGCUUUUCUUCCGGCUUUAAGCAGCACUGGUAAUGAUAGGAAAUUUUCAGCGACAUGGAAUUAUGACCUAUUGAUCGUUGACUGUCAUCAUUGUUGCCAUUUUUGUUAGUGUUAUCACAAAACUAUUAGCAUUGUUUGAUGGAUUCAUCUAUUCUACACAUAUAUGUAUUAGCCUUUUCAUGUGAUUGAAAAUCUUGAGUUUAUAAUACUACU